AUAUUUAUCGUACCUAGAUAUAUCAUCACACCGCCUUUUGUGUCUUAUUUUUAAUCUUUUUCCCUCUUUGUUUCUGUGGGUAUGAAACUGGAUGAGCACAUGCAUCUAUUGUAUUGAUUUUAACCUUAAAAUUGCACUAGGACGACGUAAUUAAUUACCGAAUUAGUCAUUUAUUAAUAGGACUUUAAACUUUCAACCAUGGAACAACGCUUAUGGGUUUUAGUAGAGUGGGUGGAUCAUGAUUCACAAGACACAAAAGAAUUUUCAAGUUAUGGCGUGGUAAAUGUGGCUUGGAUAGAUAGCAAUGAGAUAAUCGAGGGGAAGACUGUUCUAGUUCGAGAUGGUGUUAAGGGAAAGCCGAGGAGAGGACAAGUUCAUAAGAUUUCAGAAGUGAAAAGGUAUUUAGAAGAAAUGUUGGGUGUUUUUUUGGGACGAGAUAAAAAGUUACAACAUCUGGUACCACUAGUUACGGACACGCACGAAAUAGAAAAACCAGCUGAAAUGAUCCUACCUCUCAUCAGUGAAAGUGACUUCAGACGAGAAGAUUUAAUGGAAAACAGUGACAGAGAGAACUCAUCUGUAGACUAUGUCUUCGAUAGCAGUGAUUCCGAUGAGGUCUCACCGCAAAACGAACAAAGUGGUAAUGCCUUGCAAGAAACAAAUGACAAUUAUUCUAAUACCACUCCAACCAAUCCAGAGGCAACGCUUCGAACUGAGCAAAGUCACCAAGCAUCACAAGAAGGAAAUAGAACCGAUAACACAGAAACUAAUGUAGAGGCUUCAUCCCCAAACGUUCAAAGUAGCCAAAUAUCACAAGAAAGAAAUACAAAUGACAAUAGUAACAAUGAAACGAAUAUAGAGGCGUUACCAAACGAACAAAAUGGCCAAGCUUCACAAGAAAGACCAAGAGUCGCCAAUAACACUCCAGCUAAUAUAGAGGUUGCAUCACAAAGCCACGAAAAUCGUAAUCUAUCGCAGGAAAGAAUCGACGAAUUGACGAUUUCGAAUAGUAAUACUGAAAUAAAUCAACCGGUUACAUCUCUAAACGACCAAACUGGCCAAGGAUCGCAAGAAAGAUAUAGUAACAUGGAAACUAAUACAGAGAUACCUAUCGGAAGAGGUAACGUAAUGAUACCAGCUCCACUCUUAGAUGAAAUUGAUUGGACGUCGUACUCAAAUGCCACUCGGAUGUUAUUACAAGCUGUAUUUCCAAGAGUACUACUUAAUAACUCAAUAGCGAUGGCCGAUAGGUCUGCAACAAAGUGCUUCGAUCCCGUCAUUGUGAACGACAUAGCAAACAUGGUAUCUGAAAGAUGCGCAGUGCCAAAGAGAGUAGUAAGGAGAUAUAUAACAACCAAUUGUGUUGACGAAAUUAAACUCUAUCGCAAUCGUCAAAUUUUUAAAAGGCUACGUCAACAGAACCAUGAAAUCGAUCCGCCGUCUCCCGUCUCAUCAAAUGAAGAUUCUAACACUAGUGAGUAAAAUAUAAUAACAAUAUAUAUAUCUCACAUAUAAAAUACGGAUGGCAAAUAAAUUGACAUGCAAAUAUUACA
Molecule: messenger RNA, 1553 nt
Organism: Pieris napi
Lineage: Eukaryota; Metazoa; Arthropoda; Insecta; Lepidoptera; Pieridae
Product: type-2 histone deacetylase 2-like
Exons: 13
Coding region: 199-1482 (427 amino acids)
Molecular function (GO): DNA binding
Source: RefSeq, a predicted model, not a curated record